Molecule: messenger RNA, 2315 nt
Organism: Laetiporus sulphureus 93-53
Lineage: Eukaryota; Fungi; Basidiomycota; Agaricomycetes; Polyporales; Laetiporaceae
Exons: 2
Coding region: 66-2153 (695 amino acids)
Biological process (GO): regulation of transcription by RNA polymerase II
Cellular component (GO): chromatin
Molecular function (GO): DNA-binding transcription factor activity, RNA polymerase II-specific; RNA polymerase II cis-regulatory region sequence-specific DNA binding
Source: RefSeq, a predicted model, not a curated record
UGGACAGCCAAAAUUCCCCGCUCCCUCCCGCCGACGACAACGCUCCCCAGCACAGCGACAACAACAUGGCCGCCGUCGUCGCCCCCGCUGCUCAGCACUCCCCCCUCACUCCCUCCAGCACCGCCUCCACCCCCACCGCUGGCGUCAACAAACGAUACCGCCCUGCCCCCGCCAAGACGUUCCAGUGCAGGGGAUACGGCGAGUGCAGGAUGGUCUUCAGCAGGAGCGAACACCUCGCCAGGCACAUCAGGAAACACACAGGCGAGCGCCCUUUCACCUGCCAUUGUGGGAAGCAAUUUUCGCGUCUCGACAACCUCCGCCAGCAUGCGCAGACCGUCCACGCCGACAAGCAGGAUUCCAACGAGCGUAUGAUGCACGAGCUCACCUCCCUCCAUGCCAGCAUGACCGCUGCCAACAAGGGCUCCAACCGCAGCAAACGUGCCGCCGCCGCCGUCCCCGCUGUGUCUGUCGCCGCCUCGUCAGCCCUCUCUGGGUCUGCCACGUCCAUGUCCAUCAAGCAGGAGGAUGGCCUGCACUCCCUGCCGUCCAUUCACCAGCGCCCGGGCACCAGCACCGGGUACGAGGGUGGAAAUCUCUAUCAUACGAGUGCUACAUGGCACGUACAGACGUCCGAAAUCGACCGCCCGAGCACCAACAACCAUUCCUUUCGUGACCCCGGCCAGUCCUUUCGUGGCCCUACCGCCGCCCUCUCGCAAUCCGCCGCAUCGUCUGCACCUCAACACCAAUACCCCGGCCAGUCCUUUCUCGUCCCCACCGCCGCCUCCUUCCAGUUCGGUCUCCCCGAGCUCGUCGGUGGGAGUCGUCCCGGAUCUAGUAGCGGCCCUGCAGCACAGGCAGAGUCCCUCCCAACUCUCCCUCCCCUCUCUGCCGUCGUCUCCUCCGCCCUCGCUUCCCCCCUCUCUCUCCCGCGCCCACCCUAUCCACCCGUCCCCGGACCACAUCACCAACAGCCACUCACAGAAUCACACAUUCUUCCCUUACCCACCCCAAGUGGGCCGUAUGGCGCCCAUGGUCGACGACCCUCCACCGCCGCUCGGCCAGGCACAGCUCCCGCAUCCUACUACUACGCAUCUGCUUACUCAGCAGGAGCUGGAGGCCUACCGGCAAUGGGCGCCCCUCGUGGCGGAGAACUAUCCUUACCCUCCAUCCAUACACUUGGACGCCUCGGCGGUGGUCUCGAGCCCCUAUCCCGACUCGCUUUCGGUGGAUAUGAUGGCGGAGACGAUCGUGAACCGACCUCUCCAGGGGGAGCGUUCGGCGACUCUCCGUUUUCAUUCCACGCUCCCGCAACCGUCCCGGAGGUCGCCUACGGAGGUGCCACGUCAGCAGCAUGUGCACUAUACGGCGAUGCCGCGCGGGGCGCAUAUAAUCCCAGGAAACGACCCCACGAGGGAUCCGACGAUGAUGAGCCACGGGGUCGUGAACGAGGAGAUGCUGGCCGCCCACCUAGCAGCGGUGGGCGAGGUGGCGAGUACGAGUACGGGAGCGACUCUCGGCCCCAGUCUCGACGGCUCUCCGUCAUGGAGCUCUGCAAUGACACAGAUGCAGAUGGAGCAGCAACUGGACCACAUGUACCGCUUGCAGCAGCAGCAGGCGCACGCGCAGAGCCAGCAUCCUCACGCUCGCGGCCCACCACUUCUUCAGCAGGACUCGUCUCGUCCGCUGCGCAGCUCGCACUCGUUGACCGCGGGAGCCCCGCAUGCGCCUCACGCUCACCCGGGCCUGACUCAGGCGCAAGCACACCGGUACUCGGUCGAGCUGCGACGGCAGCAGGAGGAGCAGCUACAUAUGCAGCAGCAGCAGCGGUUUCGGCAGCAGGAGGAGGAGGAACGCGAGCGGCGCAAUUCGGAGGAGGCGUUCAUGCAGCACCUCGCUCAGUAUGGCACCAGCGCGAGUCCGCACCCGCAGGGACUGGCGGACGGUCACCCGUACUUUCCACAGGUGGGGCCGGAUGGGGGAGCACACCAGGGUCACCUGUCGGGGGAUGGCGAGGAGGAGUAUCGUCACCCCGGGGGGAUGCUGUCACCGGGGUAUCAGCUGGUGGGAGUCCCAGGAGUGUCGGGAGCGGAGGGGAGUCCCACGGGGGGAAUGAUCAGGUACGAAUCCCCGCUGUCGUUGGAAUGAGGGCGUAGAGGUGGAGGGAAGCGGAACGAGCAGCACAACUCUCGUUGUCUAUACCGAACCUGCUCGUGAGUCUACAUCCUAAGGAGCCGUGCGUGCUACUGGAUCGCGUCUUUCGUUUCGGGGUUUCGUUUUCGUUUUCUUUGCUUCUUGGACCAUGAACCACAGCUAGU